CUUUCAUUUCAUCUAAACCCUCCACUAAAAUCUUCCCUUAAUUUCCCCUGAAUCUCUCUCUCUCUCUCUCUCUUUCUCUCUCUACACUCGCCGGCUGUCUCCGAUCAAGCUCUUGUAAUGCACUGAGAAUCAGCGGGCACUCACAUCCGAUUGCUUUGCAGUGAUGGCUGAAAUCGCCAGACUCAUCGAAGUUGUCUUCGAUGACAAGGCAUCCUCGAGCGAUCUCUCCCACAGACUUCGCUCCGAUUCUUCACUCAAGCUAGGGUUCGAGAACUUUUACUCGAUCCUCAAACUCGCCCUCCAAGCCAUCGGAGAUGGAAAAUUAAAGUUCGAAUGUUGGGAACAGUCUCAGGUUCAAUCCCUUUGUUCUCUAGCCUACGCCAUUGCUUUCGCUACUCGAUCUCUCUCAGUUGAACAAGCAGAGCCGGUGAUUGUUGCGGUGGUGCAACAGUCGUUGGAAUUCGCAAUUUGUUAUUUGGAGAAAUCAGUGUCUAGCAGUGAUGAUUUGACAGUUCAGAAUAAUGUGGUACAAAUAUUGGAGAUAGCAUUGAUUGGUGGAAUGGAUAAAGAGUCUGAUCUGUUGCAGCCUUGCUUUGACAAUACACAUGUACAUACGUUGUUAGCUUUUGCUUCUGAAAAUAGCGAUAUUGACCUGGGUGACCAUGUUAGAUGCAUGCUUCAAGGGGGCGGUUGCUCAAAGGAAGAUAAACCAGUUGAUCGGCUUUUUAUGACAUUAGCUGCAGAAUGCAUGCAACCUGAUUAUAUGCCCCAACAGAUUGUUGGACCCACUUCUUACCAAGAUGCAAAUAAGCUGGCUUCUCUUUCUCAACAUUGGGCAAUUGCUCAUUUGGCAUGUUUUCAACGCCUAGUUUCACUUUGCAAAGAGUUGUUUGAGCAUCCAGAUAUGCUUGGUGCAAAAAUGACCAGUACAAAUUUUCACAAGAGGUUGUCUUUCUGCUUGAGGAUUUUUAAGUUACUGAGAAUUCUUGUAAAAGACAUCCCAUAUGUUGAAUAUGAUGCUGCAUUGCUGCAAGCUGUUGCUUCGUUUGCUGAUGUACUGCCUAGUUUAUUCAGGUCUGAGUUUGAUUUUGUAAACAGUAAUGCUGCUGUUGAGAGUUCUUUUGAGAGCCUAGUAUUGUUGCUGCUGGAAGAGUUUCUUUUACUUGUCCAAGUUGUUUUCUGCAACAGCAGUGUAUUUCAGAACAUCCGGGCAUGCAUAGUAGCUUCUAUAUUUGGCAAUUUGGAAACUAAUGUGUGGAGUUACAACAAGGCUGCUGCAAUCCAAAGGCCCCCAUUGGCUUACUUUCCUCGUGUUGUUGUUUGCCUAUUGAAACUCAUUGUAGACAUUAAACAGCAAACACAACAGGCCAUUGAUUGGGAGGAGUUUGACACAGAAUGCCCUGGCGGCUUUGCUGACUUCCAGAACAAUUCCCCUGCUUGCCAUGUUCAUUCUGAGAAGAUUUUUUUGUUAAAGAAGUACAAAGUUGAGGAACUAUUACAGAUUAUUUUCCCUUCAUCAAAGCAGUGGGUGGACAAUUUAAUGCAUCUUGUUCUAUUCCUUCAUUCUGAGGGAGUAAAAUUAAGGCCGAAACUGGAGAGAUCAUAUUCUGUUGGUGCAAAAGUGGCUUGUACUGCUGAACUAGAAAAUAAUGUUUGCCAUGAAGAAGAAGCCCUAUUUGGAGACCUUUUCUCUGAGGGUGGUCGCUCAGUAGGAUCAACAGAAGGAUAUGAUCAGCCGGCAGUUGCAGCCAGUUCUAUCUCCAACUCCUGCAAUAUGCCAAUUCAAGCUGCCACAGAACUGUGCAGUUUUCUAAAAGUGUGUGUCUUUUCUCCUGAUUGGCAUUCUUCUUUAUAUGAGGAUCGUUGCAAGAAACUCAAGGGCAGCCAUAUGGAUAUUCUGCUUUCCAUACUCAACUGUCAGGGCUGUUGUUCUGAAGACAGUACUUCUGACACUCAUCUGGCUUUACAUGAACAGAAGAAGAUUGGGAAUAUCCAUGAACUUUGCUUUGAACUGUUGCACCACCUUCUUUUGCGCCAUACAUUGUCUACCUCACUUGAAGAAUACCUUGUUGAACAAAUUCUGAAAGUUGAAAAUGGUGUUUUUGUUUACAAUGACCAUACCCUGACCUUGCUAGCUCAUGCUGUUAUCUGUAGGGCUGGUUUGACCGGUAGCCAGUUGAGAACCAAAAUUUACAAAGUAUAUGUGAAUUUCAUCGAGGAGAAGGCAAAAACUGUUUGUUUGAGCUGUCCUAGCCUCAAGGAACUUCUUGAGACACUGCCUUCUAUUUAUCACAUUGAAAUUCUUCUUAUGGCAUUCCAUUUAUCCUCUGAUGGUGAGAAGAUGAUGCUGGCAAACUUAAUAUUUUCUACCCUCAAAGAAAUUGAUGUUCCUGCUGCUGGUUUCAACAAUACACAAUUGUCAUGCUGGGCUUUACUGAUUUCUAGGUUGGUUUUAAUGCUUCGCCAUAUGAUAUAUUAUCCCCGUGCCUGCCCGCCAUCAUUGCUUUUGAAGUUGAGAUCCAAGUUGAGGGAAGCACAACUUACUGGAUUACAUCGUCAUAAUAAUGUCAAUGAUCAUUUGUCAUCCUGGGCAUCAGUUGCUGUAGAGAAUUUGAUGGCUACAUGGAUUAGAGAUGGGCCUGUCACCAGCAGCUUGAUUAAUCAACUUAUUGAUAUUGCACCCCUUCCUGCUUCAUUAUGUAGAGAUGAGAUGCCAAUUGAAUGCUUAUCUUUGAGUUGGGGUGACAUAUGUGCAACCUUCUCACGGUUUCUUGGCUUUUGGAGAGGCAAUAUAGCUGCAACAGUUGAUGAUCUUAUUCUUGAAAGAUAUAUGUUUGUGCUUUGCUGGGAUUUUCCUACCAUGGGUUCCACUUCAGAACAUCUACUUCGCUUCUGUAGUGGCAUACAUACUCUGGACACCUCAAACGUGGAGCAUUUCUUCUGUUUUAGCCACUCACUAUUAGGCCACUGUGGUGUUAGUGCCGAGCACUUUGACUUUUCAGAGAUGGUUUUUGCUGUGCUUCAGUGUUUGCAUGUUGUACACAUGUCAGGGGACCCCGGGGAGCUUGGCUGGGAUUUUUUGAGGAAUGGUUCAUGGCUUUCUCUGGUACUGUCCUUACUUUCUGCUGGCAUCUGGAGGUAUACCACUAAGAAUUCAACCACUUUGGCAGGUUCAGUGUGGUCAGAACAGACAUCCAGGGACAAUGAGUUUCUUAAUCUUGCUGAAGUUCUGGUUUCCAGGGCCUUUGGCACUAAUCAAGUUGCAGUGUUACUGAGGAUAUUGUCUUAUUUACUGAAUAGAUACUUACGGGCCUAUCAGAAAUCUUUUCUUUCUGCCUUCGAUAAUAGCCAGUGUUCUCCUGAUAGGUUUUCGCCCUUGUUGCUUCUCAAAUAUACUGGAUUUGACAAAUGCAUGCAGGAUGAGCUCCUUGAGAAGGGUGGAAUUAAUCCUUGUCAGCUGGAUUCUGUUUGUGACCUUUUGUUGAAGUUAGAUGACACUAUUGACAAACUGUCUUCAGGAAUCCAAUCUAAGGCCUUUUGGGAAUUUGUGCUGCAUGGUUUUCCCUCUCAUUUUCAAACCCCAAGUGGAAGUCUUGUUUCUUGCAUUCUUAGCAUCAGAAGGAUCAUUAGCUUUUUAGAUGGGCUGCUCAGCGUCAAAGAUGCUAGAGAAGUUAUCUCUAAGGAGACUGAGGUACUUAGACAGAUUCUUCAUUCAGUAAUGACAAUCAAGUCUGAUAAGAUUUUUGAAAGUCUUCAUGGAAAAUGCGAAUCAGUUUACCGCAGCUUGAGUGAGGGCUUGAAAGGGCCUGAUUAUAGCUGUUUAUUUCUGCUGAAGCACAUGGAAGAAUUUUUAUGUGAUAUAAAUGCCAAAGAAGUCAGUGAUAGCAGUAUUCAUGAAUGGAUAGUCAACAAGGCUAUUGAUACCAUGGAUAGCCUAAGAAAGGACCCUUCAAGAGCUGUUGUUUUCAGAUUCUUUCUCUCUGUGGAAGAUGUGUCUGCACAGGUCAAGGACAUUUAUGAUUCGCAACGUGGUGAUUUGUUGGUUGUGAUUGAUUCAUUGGACAAAUGUUACUCUGAACCGGUAAAUGUAAAGGUUCUUAAUUUCUUCACUGAUCUCGUAUCAGGAGAGAUGUGUCCUGGUGUAAAACAAAAAAUUCAGAAGAAAUUCCUUGGCAUGGAUUUGCUUUUCCUUUCAAAAUGGUUAGAAAGGAGACUAAUAGGUUCGAUGGUGGAAGCAUCAGGUGGGAUCGCCAGUGCAAAAGGAAGCUCAGUUUCUCUAAGGGAAUCAACCAUGAAUUUUAUCGUCUGCCUUCUAUCGCCGUCUUCUGAACUGCAAUCAAGAGAACUACACAGCCAUUUGUUUGAAGCAAUGCUGAUUUCACUUGAUAAUGCAUUUAUGCUAUAUGAUACUCAUACUGCAAAAUUCUAUUUCAAUUUUGUUGCUCAACUUUCAAGAGGUGAAACUUCAUUGAAAUCCCUUCUGCAGCAGAGUCUCAUGCUGAUGAAGAGGUUGGCUGGUGAUGAGCAUCUACUUCAAGGGCUGAAGUUUCUCUUAGGCUUUCUUGGGACUGUUUUGUGUGAUUGUGGGUCCAUUAAAAAUACUAUUGAAAAAUCUUCUGGAAAGCCUUUGUCUAGCAAUAGUUCUGGUGUGAGACCUAUAGCCUCUAGAUCUCUAAGUUCAAGGAAAAAUUCUGAGACCUUGGUUCUUUCUGCUAAUCAGGAAGGGGGAUCUUCAUCUCUUGAAUGUGAUGCAACUUCUGCAGAUGAAGAUGAGGAUGACGGAACAUCCGAUGGUGAGGUGGGUAGCAUUGAUAAGGAUGAUGAAGAGGAUUCUAACAGUGACAGGGCCCUUGCUUCUAAAGUUUGCACAUUCACAUCCAGUGGCAGCAAUUUCAUGGAACAACACUGGUAUUUUUGUUAUACAUGUGAUCUGACUGUGUCAAAAGGCUGUUGCUCUGUAUGUGCAAAAGUUUGUCAUCGUGGUCAUCGUGUUGUUUACUCCCGCUCAAGUCGCUUCUUUUGUGAUUGUGGAGCUGGGGGUGUUAGAGGUAGCAGUUGCCAAUGCUUGAAGCCUCGAAAAUUUACUGCUAGUAACAGUGCAUCCACUCGUGGCAGUGGCAAUUUUCAGUCUUUUCUCCCCUUUACAGAGGAUGGAGAUCAGCUGCCUGAUAGUGAUUCAGAUAUUGAUGAAGAGGUUGCUAUAGACACCGACAACUCUAUUAGGUUAUCUAUUCCAAGAGAGGUUCAAGAUGGGAUGCCAUUGUUACUUGAAGAACUUGAUGUUGAAGGACGGGUGCUUGAACUUUGCUCAUCGUUGUUGCCUUCUAUAACUAGCAAAAGGGACUCUAACCUUUCAAAAGAUAAAAAUAUUGUACUGGGUGAAGAUAAAGUGCUGUCUUAUGGUGUUGAUCUUUUGCAAUUGAGGAAGGCUUAUAAAAGUGGGUCCUUAGACCUCAAGAUAAAAGCAGAUUAUUCUAAUGCCAAGGAACUUAAAUCCCAUUUAGCUAGUGGAUCUCUUGUUAAAUCCUUACUAAGUGUCAGCACUCGAGGUCGACUUGCUGUUGGCGAAGGUGACAAAGUGGCCAUAUUUGACGUUGGGCAGCUGAUUGGGCAGGCAACUAUUGCACCUUUGGCUGCUGAUAAGGCUAAUGUGAAGCCUCUCUCCAGGAAUGUGGUUCGCUUUGAAAUUGUACAUCUUGUCUUCAACCCUGUGGUAGAGAAUUAUCUUGCUGUAGCAGGAUAUGAAGAUUGCCAGGUCCUUACUGUAAGUCAUCGCGGUGAGGUGACUGAUCGUCUGGCCAUCGAACUUGCUUUGCAAGGUGCUUAUAUCAGGCGUGUGGAUUGGGUUCCAGGUUCCCAGGUUCAGCUGAUGGUGGUUACAAACAGGUUUGUCAAAAUAUAUGAUCUUUCUCAGGACAACAUCGGUCCCGUGCAUUACUUCACAUUGCCCGACGAGAUGGUUGUGGAUGCAACACUAGUUGUGGCUUCCCAAGGAAGGAUGUUUCUUAUUGUCCUUUCCGAACUUGGAUGCUUAUUCAGGCUAGAAUUGUCAAUGGAAGGAAAUGUUGGAGCCAAAUCAUUGAAGGAAAUGAUUCUAAUUAAGGAUAAAGAUGUGCUUGUGAAGGGCUCAUCUUUGUAUUUCUCACCAACUUAUAAGUUACUCUUUCUAUCUUACCAAGAUGGAAGCACCUUGAUUGGCAGGUUAAAUCCUGAUGCAACUUCCAUUUCUGAGAUAUCUUCAGUAUAUGAGGAUGAGCAUGAUGGUAAGCUGCGACCAGCUGGAUUACAUCAUUGGAGAGAGUUGUUGGUUGGCAUUGGGUUAUUUGUUUGUUUCUCAUCUGUGAAAUCCAAUGCUGCACUUGCUGUUUCUAUGGGGGAGCAUGAGAUAUUUGCACAGAACUUAAGGCAUUCAGUGGGUUCAACCUUGCCUUUGGUUGGGAUGACUGCUUACAAGCCACUAUCCAAAGACAAAAUUCACUGUCUUGUUUUACAUGAUGAUGGAAGCCUUCAGAUAUACUCACAUGUACCUGUUGGUGUUGAUGCUAGUGCAAGUACAAUAUUGGAUAAAGUGAAGAGACUGGGGUCUGGUAUUCUUGAUAAUAAAGCUUAUGCUGGUUCAAAUCUAGAAUUCCCACUUGAUUUUUUUGAGAAAACAGUAUGCAUCACUGCAGAUGUGAAACUGAGUGGCGAAGCCAUCAGGAAUGGCGACUCUGAAGGAGCGAAGCAAAGCUUGGUAUCUGAGGACGGGUUUUUAGAAAGUCCCAGCCCCGCAGGUUUUAAGAUAACUGUUUCUAAUUCAAAUCCUGACAUAGUCAUGGUUGGUUUCCGUGUCCAUGUUGGUAAUACAUCAGCAAACCAUAUACCUUCUGAUAUUACUAUUUUCCAGAGAGUGAUAAAAUUAGAUGAGGGCAUGCGGUCUUGGUAUGAUAUUCCAUUCACAGUGGCUGAAUCACUUCUUGCUGAUGAAGAAUUUACAAUAUCUGUUGGACCAACCUCCAAUGGUUCCACAUUACCAAGAAUUGACUCGUUAGAAGUUUAUGGUCGAGCUAAGGAUGAAUUUGGAUGGAAGGAGAAGAUGGAUGCAGUGCUGGAUAUGGAAGCUCGUGUUCUUGGUUGUAAUUCCUGGGCUGCAGGAUCGGGGAAAAAGUGUCGUAUUACGCAGUCUGCUCCUAUUCAGGAGCAAGUGGUAGGAGAUGGCCUCAAGCUUUUGUCUAGGUUCUAUUCACUGUGUAGGUCACAAGAAUGCUCAAAAGUUGAUGAUGUAAAGCUGGAGCUGGGCAAACUCAAGUGCAAGCAGUUGUUAGAAACAAUAUUUGAAAGCGAUAAGGAGCCGUUAUUGCAGGCUGCUGCUUGCCGUGUCUUGCAGGCUGUGUUCCCUAAAAGGGAGAUGUAUCUCCAAGUUAAGGACACAAUGCGCCUUCUUGGAGUGGUGAAAUCCACCACCAUGCUCUCUUCAAGGCUGGGAGUUGGUGGUACCACAGCUGGAUGGAUUAUUGAGGAGUUUACGGCCCAAAUGCGUGCAGUUUCUAAGAUUGCGUUGCAUCGCCGGCCGAACUUGGCCAACUUUCUGGAGAUAAAUGGUUCGGAAGUGGUGGAUGGGCUUAUGCAAGUAUUAUGGGGAAUUUUGGACAUAGAGCAGCCUGACACACAAACAAUGAACAACAUCGUUGUAUCCUCUGUGGAACUAAUUUAUUGUUAUGCCGAGUGUCUUGCUUUGCAUGGAAAGGAUGCAGGAGGGCACUCUGUUGCCCCUGCUGUUUCAUUAUUCAAGAAACUUAUGUUCUCCAAUGAGGCUGUUCAGACAUCUAGCAGCUUGGCUAUAUCUUCAAGGUUGCUUCAGGUUCCAUUUCCAAAACAAACUAUGUUAGGCACAGAUGACAUGGUGGAGAAUGCAGCACCAAUUCCUGUGCCUGCCAAUGUGACAACCUCAGCUGCUGGAAAUAAUCAGAUCAUGGUUGAAGAAGACUCUAUUACAUCAUCAGUUCAAUACUGUUGUGAUGGUUGUUCAACUGUUCCUAUACUUAGGCGGAGGUGGCAUUGCACUGUUUGCCCUGAUUUUGAUCUAUGUGAGGCAUGUUAUGAAGUGCUAGAUGCAGACCGGCUUCCUCCACCACAUUUUAGAGAUCAUCCCAUGUCAGCAAUUCCAAUAGAAGUGGAAACAUUGGGUGGAGAGGGCAAUGAAAUUCAUUUCUCUACAGAUGAUUUAAGUGAUUCAAACUUGUUGCCAGUUGCAGCUGAAGUCAGCAAGCAAAAUUCUGCACCAUCAAUUCAUGUUCUAGAAACCGAUGAAUCUGGAGAGUUUUCCACUUCAGUAAUUGAUCCAGUUACAAUUUCAGCAUCGAAAAGGGCUGUAAAUUCUUUACUUCUUGCUGAACUUCUCGAACAGCUGAAAGGAUGGAUGGAAAUCACCUCUGGGGUUCGGGCUAUUCCUGUUAUGCAGCUCUUCUACAGAUUAUCAUCUGCUGUGGGUGGACCUUUUGUUGACAGCUCAAAGCCAGAAAGCUUAGACUUAGAGAAAUUGGUAAGGUGGUUUUUAGAUGAGAUUAAUCUCAACAAACCUUUUGCUGCCAAAGAUCGUUCUCAUAUUGGAGAGGUCACUAUCCUUGUUUUUAUGUUCUUUACUUUGAUGCUACGGAACUGGCAUCAGCCUGGCACUGAUGUUUCAAUGCCAAAAUCAAGUGGAACAACUGAUACACAUGAUAAAAGCAUCAUCCUGGUUCAGCCUUCCACUUCAGUUGCUGCCCCAUCUUCAUUGGAUGAUCAAGAGAAAAAUAACUUUGCUUCUCAGUUGCAUCAAGCUUGUGGUGCACUUAGGCAGCAAGCUUUUGUUAAUUAUCUAAUGGAUAUCCUGCAGCAGCUGGUGCAUGUUUUCAAGUCCCAAACUAUUAACUUUGACACUGGCCAUGGUUCAAACCCUGGUUUGGGAUGUGGGGCUAUGCUGACAGUCAGAAGAGAGCUACCAGCGGGUAAUUUUUCUCCAUUCUUUUCAGAUUCAUAUGCCAAAUCGCAUCGCACGGAUAUAUUUGCAGACUACCAUAGGUUAUUGCUGGAGAAUGCUUUCCGCCUGGUUUACAGUUUGGUUCGACCAGAAAAGCAUGACAAGGCUGGGGAGAAAGAGAAGGCAUACAAGAUUUCUGGCAAGGAUUUGAAAUUAGAUGCGUAUCAGGAUGUUCUCUGCAGUUACAUCAACAAUCCUAAUACAACUUUUGUGAGAAGGUAUGCAAGGAGGCUUUUUCUGCAUCUCUGUGGUAGCAAAACACACUAUUACAGUGUUCGAGACUCUUGGCAGUUCUUGAGUGAAGUUAAGAGACUUUAUGAAUACAUAAAUAAAUCUGGUGGCUUCCAAAGUACUAUCCCAUAUGAGAGAUGUGUUAAGAUAGUGAAGUGCCUGUCUACUAUGGCUGAAGUAGCUGCUGCACGGCCUCGGAACUGGCAGAAGUAUUGCUUGAGGAAUGGAGAUGUCUUACCAUUUCUGAUGGAUGGAGUAUUCAGUUUUGGGGAAGAGUCUGUGGUUCAGACUCUUAAACUUCUGAAUUUGGCGUUCUAUGCUGGAAAGGACAUUAGCCAUUUCUUACAGAAAAUUGAAGGGGGAGACACAGGAACUAGUUCGAACAAAUCAGGAACACAAUCUCUGGAGUCCAAGAAGAAGAAGAAAGGAGAAGAUGGAACUGAAUCUGGUUCGGAGAGGUCUUAUUUGGAUAUGGAGCCAGUUGUACCUGUCUUCGCUGCCAAGGGGGGAGAUAUUUUGAGGCAAUUCAUUGAUUGCUUUUUAUUGGAAUGGAAUUCAAGCUCGGUGCGUGCGGAAGCCAAAUGUGUUCUCUAUGGCGUCUGGCAUCAUGGAAAGCAGUCAUUCAAGGAAACCUUGCUAAUGGCUCUCUUGCAUAAAGUGAAAUGCCUGCCAAUGUAUGGUCAGAAUAUCAUCGAAUAUGCAGAACUUGUCACCUGCUUGUUGGGGAAGGUCCCUGAUAAUGUUUCGAAGCAGCAGAGCACUGAAAUGGUGGACCGAUGCUUAACCCCUGAUGUGAUUAGGUGCAUCUUUGAGACACUUCACUCACAAAAUGAGCUUUUGGCUAAUCAUCCUAAUUCACGUAUAUACAACACUUUGGGUGGUUUAGUGGAAUUUGAUGGGUAUUAUCUUGAGAGUGAGCCUUGUGUUGCUUGUAGCUCUCUGGAGGUGCCUUACAGCAGGAUGAAGCUAGAAAGUAUAAAAUCAGAAACGAAAUUUACUGAUAAUCGCAUUAUAGUGAAAUGCACUGGGAGCUAUACCAUUCAAAGCGUGACCAUGAAUGUUCAUGAUGCUCGGAAGUCCAAAUCAGUUAAAGUCUUGAACCUUUACUACAACAAUAGGCCUGUGUCUGACUUGUCGGAAUUGAAGAAUAAUUGGCCAUUGUGGAAACGUGCAAAGAGCUGCCAUCUUGCUUUCAACCAGACUGAACUAAAAGUAGAUUUUCCCAUUCCAAUCACUGCGUGUAACUUCAUGAUUGAGCUGGAUUCUUUCUAUGAAAAUCUUCAAGCUUUAUCCCUUGAGCCAUUGCAGUGUCCACGUUGCAGUCGACCUGUCACUGAUAAGCAUGGGAUUUGUAGUAAUUGCCAUGAGAAUGCAUAUCAAUGCAGGCAAUGUCGUAAUAUUAAUUAUGAGAAUCUGGAUUCUUUCUUGUGCAAUGAAUGUGGGUACAGCAAAUAUGGUCGCUUUGAAUUUAAUUUCAUGGCGAAGCCAAGUUUUACUUUUGAUAGCAUGGAGAAUGAUGAAGAUAUGAAGCGGGGACUGGCUGCUAUAGAAUCUGAAUCGGAAAAUGCUCACAGGAGAUAUCAGCAGCUUUUGGGCUUUAAGAAACCUUUGCUUAAGAUUGUAUCCAGCAUUGGUGAGAAUGAAAUGGACUCCCAGCAGAAGGAUUCUGUGCAGCAAAUGAUGGUGUCUUUGCCUGGACCUUCCUGUAAGAUAAACCGUAAAAUUGCUCUUCUCGGUGUCCUAUAUGGUGAGAAAUGUAAAGCAGCUUUUGAUUCUGUUAGCAAAAGUGUGCAGACACUUCAGGGGCUUAGACGGGUUUUGAUGAAUUAUUUGCAUCAGAAGAAUUCUGAUAAUGUAGUUGCCUCAUCAAGAUUUGUCAUAUCCAGAUCACAAAACAGUUGCUAUGGCUGUGCUUCAACAUUUGUUACACAAUGUCUAGAAAUGUUACAGGUGCUAUCAAAGCACUCAAACUCCAAGAAGCAACUUGUUUCUGCUGGGAUUUUAUCUGAGUUGUUUGAGAAUAAUAUUCAUCAGGGUCCUAAAACUGCUCGUGUCCAAGCCAGGGCAGCACUUUGUGCUUUCUCCGAAGGUGAUGUGAAUGCGGUAGCUGAGUUGAAUAGUUUGGUACAGAAGAAAGUUUUGUACUGUCUUGAACAUCAUCGCUCAAUGGAUAUUGCGCUGGCUACCCGUGAAGAGUUGCUGUUGCUUUCAGAGGUGUGUUCUUUGGCAGAUGAAUUUUGGGAGUCAAGGUUACGAGUUGUCUUCCAGUUGUUGUUUUCUUCAAUUAAAUUGGGUGCCAAACAUCCGGCUAUUUCUGAGCAUGUUAUUCUUCCUUGUCUGAGGAUUAUAUCUCAGGCAUGUACUCCUCCAAAGCCUGAUACGACUGACAAAGAGCAAGGAAUAGGAAAACCUGCCUCUGUUUCCGUUGAAAGCAACUUAAAUCCAUCUGUAUCUUCAAGUGUCCUUGUCAGUGGGAGUAAAUCUGCACCAGAACCAUUAGAAAAGAGUUGUGAUGGUUCUCAAAAAACUCAAGAUAUUCAGUUACUAAGCUACUCUGAGUGGGAGAAGGGAGCAUCAUAUCUUGAUUUUGUUAGGCGGCAGUAUAAAGUGUCUCAGGCUGUUAAGGGAGGUCAAAGGUCUCGUCCCCAGAGAAAUGACUACCUAGCCCUGAAAUAUGCCCUUAGAUGGAAGCGUGCUUGUAAGACGAAGAGUGACUUACCAUCAUUUGAGCUGGGCUCUUGGGUUACAGAACUUGUAUUGAGUGCUUGUUCUCAAUCUAUAAGGUCUGAGAUGUGUAUGCUGAUUAGUUUGCUUUGUGGCCAAAGUCCUGCAAGGUGGUUUCGGUUGUUGAAUUUACUCAUGUCUUUGUUACCAGCAACUCUUUCUGCUGGUGAAAAUGCUGCAGAGUAUUUUGAAAUGCUCUUUAAGAUGAUAGAAUCUGAAGAUGCCCGACUUUUCUUGACUGUACGUGGAUGCCUUGCUAUAAUAUGCAAGUUAAUUACCCAAGAAGUGGGCAAUGUUGUAUCCCUAGAGAGGAGCUUGCAUAUUGAUAUCUCACAGGGUUUUAUUCUUCACAAGCUUAUAGAGCUCCUUGGCAAAUUUUUGGAGGUUUCCAAUGUCAGAUCCAGAUUCAUGCAAGAGAAGUUGUUGUCUCAAGUCCUUGAGGCCUUCAUCAUUAUCCGAGGUUUGAUAGUGCAGAAGACAAAGCUGAUUAGCGAUUGUAAUCAACUUCUAAAUGAUCUUCUAGAUAGUCUUCUCCUUGAGAGCUAUGAAAAUAAGCGGCAGUUUAUACGGGCAUGCAUUAGUGGUCUGCAAAUCCAUGGAGAGGAGAGAAAAGGACGAACUUCUUUGUUUAUCUUGGAACAGCUCUGCAAUCUGAUCUGCCCAUCAAAACCCGAGCCUGUAUAUCUUUUAAUUCUUAAUAAGGCACACACUCAAGAAGAAUUUAUCAGGGGGUCAAUGACCAAGAAUCCUUAUUCCAGUGCUGAGAUUGGUCCACUGAUGCGUGAUGUUAAAAACAAAAUCUGCCACCAGUUGGAACUGUUAGGUCUUCUUGAAGAUGACUAUGGUAUGGAAUUGCUUGUGGCUGGAAAUAUCAUCUCUCUUGAUUUGAGCAUUGCUCAAGUGUAUGAACUAGUUUGGAGAAAGUCGAAUAGCCAGUCCUCAAGCUCAACUGCUAGUACUACCCUGCUGUCCUCGAAUGCUGCCACGCCAGCCAGAGAUUGUCCUCCUAUGACUGUAACUUACCGCCUUCAGGGAUUAGAUGGUGAAGCUACUGAACCAAUGAUCAAAGAGUUGGAGGAGGAUAGGGAGGAAACUCAGGAUCCAGAGGUUGAGUUUGCAAUAGCAGGUGCAGUCCGGGAGUGUGGUGGGCUUGAAAUUAUUUUGAGCAUGAUUCAGGUGUGUGGUAACUUCUUUAUUUUCUAGAAAUGUAUUAAUGAU
Camellia sinensis is the source of this 13171-nucleotide messenger RNA. The record is from RefSeq and is a predicted model, not a curated record. Lineage: Eukaryota; Viridiplantae; Streptophyta; Magnoliopsida; Ericales; Theaceae.